Ectocarpus sp. CCAP 1310/34 is the source of this 2883-nucleotide messenger RNA. NCBI's taxonomy places the organism in Eukaryota, Phaeophyceae, Ectocarpales, Ectocarpaceae. The record is from the annotation of a GenBank genome assembly.
AUGACGUCCAGAGAGCACCUCGCAGCGAACGAUGAAUCAUCGGCGUCGACGGCAGCAGACACGACUACACCAGUGAGGAGGAAUUCGAGGUUUCCUUUCAGCACCUACCCGGGAAGGUUCUCGGGCACAACCCGAAUGUUUCGGGACCCGACCGAGCCAGGCUCCGGCACCAGGAGGUUCUCUUCGGUGGUCUAUAGCAGCAGGCUCGCCGGAGCAACGCGAACGUUCCGAGACCCGAUCGUCUCGCACGGUUUGGAGACGGCAGGCACACCGGGCGGCCGCUCUUCCACGGGUAGGCGCGGAGGUUCCCGCUCCGAUAUGGACAGAAUGACAUCGAAGGGGGCUUCAGAUUCUUCACCUACAACAUCCCCUGGAGGGAACCAAGCUUCCACCGCUUACGGCGGCAGCCGGCGCGCGAGUCUCUUCGAAUGGCUGGUGCCAAAGAAAGGCACAGGAGGAGCGGAGUUUUCGGAGUACGUGUCGGCGGUCGAGAGCGGUAGUGACGAACAACAGGACGCCGUCCACGAUGAGGAGCAGGAUCUCGGGCGUGGUUUUAGCGACUAUGAGUCCUCUAUGAACAUGAACUCGUUGAGGAGAGAAUCGGCAGUGGUGGAAGUAGCUGAAGAGGGAGCGACAGCAACCAUCCCAUCGAUCGACAACAUCAGCAGUGACCCCCCCCUCACCGCAGAAGUCCUUGAGCAGCAUACACGAACGCACAGCGGGGGGAAGAACAACAGAAGCGAAAGCAGGUCCAGUGCCACACUCAAUGGAAAUGAUACGAGGGAUAUAUUAACAGCCUCGGCGGGGCGCAGCCUACCCCGACCCAGAGGCACGAGCAUGAGCAGUCGCACGGGGGGCGAUGAUGAAGCGGGGGACGCGGUUCUCCCAGAGUUUCACCAGUCUCAUGACGAAACCCAAGAAGAGAUUACCAUCGAUGAACCCACCACACCCGCCGCCGCGGACAUCGAGGACAUCUACGCUGAUGACGUCACGCACGGAGAGUCGCGCCGGGUCACGUUCUUGUCCAGAACGAUGGGGCUGACGGUGGACAUCAGCGACCCGAUGCAGCCACAGCCCCCCGACGAAAUUGACCGGGAACAUCGGCAACAACACAAGAAACACAAUGAGUACGACCAGUGGCCAGCGUCACCCUGCAGUGGAGUGAUCCUGGAUACGUCCCCUCGAUACGGCACCUUGCAGGCAUUUCGCAAGGAAAUGGCUUCCCGUGGCAUCAACGCGCAGAUGUUUCACACAGGAUGGAAGGGUAGCUUCCUACCGCCCCGUGAUAUUCGUCUCUUUAUGACGGAUUCAAGAAAAGCAUCAGUGCUGUAUUGGAGGUACAAGACGGGACCGUUUGGUCGAAGGACCGCCGCAGGGGGCAACCAAGGCCUCGGCGCAGAGGAUCGCAGAGUGAUCCCCCUGAGCUCGUUAGCCAAUAUAGGCCCUGCGGAGCUCUACCGACACGGUGCCCCCAGCAGUAGGCGUAACCUCUUGUCGUGGCUCUCAAUCCCGUCAUCGCUCAGACGAGCAAACGGGGACUCACCCGUCGACUACAGGAAGAUUCAGAAGGACAAGGACUUGGACGGUGUCGACAACGGCAAGGCCGGGUUGGUCGAGGCCGUUCCCGUGCUAGCCCUGAGCUACUGGGUGGAGGGGAAACCGAGGUGGGUCGGAGACCACCCGAAGCGCCUUCUCGUGAUGCCGGACAGCCUGGACUCCUUCCAGCGCCUCUCGCACGGUCUACGCCUGUGCUGUCUUCACUUCCACAACUACUCCUGCCCUCAAGAUCUCGAAGAUAUCCGAUGAUGAUCUCUUGACCUUCGCUGGCCCACCAGCAGCGCGUGCGCUAAAGCACCGACAACGGGUGAACUUUAGUGUAGCACCUUGUCGGCUCGUUUCGUGUGCGGUCACAUCGGGCUCUUGCUUCCAAUUUGGACAUCACACAAUUCAAGAAGGAGGAAGGGCACGAGAAGAUGCCUACAAUAUAGCUUCGUCGGAGGAGGGUUAGCUCUAUGAGGGUUCGUUGUUUCCAGCAGGCAAUCUCCGGCGGAAAUUGAAUGCAAGCCGUGCUACCAGAGUAAAUAUCACUAAGACUUCACAGAAUCAAGUGCUUUCGAGUCGAAAGUUCACCGCCAGGAUUCACGGAGUCCAGGUGUGGUUCGCGCCCUGCGGAACCGGGACGUUACACGUGCUACAGGAAAGGAGAUAAUGGCGCAAGUUUGGAGCUUGAAUGCCGGGCAUGGCUUUUGUCGAACGCGGCCAGCUCGAAGUAGUUGAACCCACACAUUACAUGAUUUUCCACAGCCACCCCCACUCGAACACAAGUUCUUGACCUCGCCUCGCCUCUCCCUCCAAGGUGCGUGUGGGAGACAUCAACCCGAUGAUGCCCAAUAAGUCUCAAUAGAACGGGCGAAUUUUCCUCUGCUUGGGGUGCCACACAACAGCCUGAAGAGACCUGCGACAGCUCGAAUAUACUUCGAAUUAUCAAAUAUUUCUUCGAUAAAAAACAGUAAUACAGCAGCCAGGACUACUCCAGGGUGGCGCACACCAACAAAAGGCAAGGAACACAGACUAACGCCGAGACGACAUGAGCGAUCGUCCGUCACAGGAUUAUUUUGGUCACGAAGAAUCAAGGAAUGUUUCUGCCUUGCGCUUGGGAGCAUGAGAAGAGGCCACAACGCUACUUUUCAUUCAACAACAGCAGUUGCGCUCUCUUCGACGCGCGAGGCCGACACCUUUCCCCGCCGUGAUACCACCUUUUCCACGACAAGAUAACAAGAUAAUUUGAGGCAUAUUAUACCGACGACACUGCUCGUAGAUAUCCCUACCCUCUACGAUGAUCUUCAGCCCAACACUCAUUACGCCAACACACGCUACCCCUUC